CUGUCGCAGCAGCAGCAGAGCAGAGUGGUAAAACAACUGUGUUGUUUUCACGAACAUCACUCACACCCUGCUUGUCUUUCGUGCUUUUUAAUCCCACCCCCCCGUUACGACAGCUGUGUGAGAAUCUGCGGUAGCGUCGCAACAAAAUGCGGCGUCAUCGUGUCGUUGUGUUAGCAGCCUAGCAGCUAGCAUUGUGGUAGUGAUGUAGGUGGAGAGAGCGGCGUGCUCUGGUGUUUUGGUUCAGACCACAGCUUAACGGACUGGAAUGCAUCUCUCGAAGAAGUGCUCCGUGUUUAAAGUGGUGCUCAGUGCUCUGCUAAUAGUGGCGCUCCUGCAGCUCAUCUACCUCUCCUUCCUAUCCAGGUUUCACGGUAAGCAGCAGCGGUACCGCUACUCCGAGCUCUUUGGCGGCUCCGGAGCCAAGAAGAAUGCGUACCCGGAUAAAAACACGCGCAAGGAGCGCCUCAGGUACUCGCUGUCCUCUGGUGGCAUCUUUGAUAACAGUGGUCAGUACCGUGUGUACAAGAACUUGAUCAAAAGUGAUUUCACCACGAACCUGAAACCUGAAGCAGCAGCAGAGUCCAGCAAGACCAAUGUCCUGGCUUUAGCCUCACACACCACUAUCAACAACCUGCACCACCUAGAGUCUCUUCUGGAGAGGUGGCAGAACCCACUCUCUGUUGCCAUAUUCGCUCAUGGGGAAGAUGUCAAGUUUGCCACAGCUCUGGCGUAUGCUCUCAGCUUCUUCUGCCCUCAGAUCCAAGCCCUGGUGGACUUCCACUUGGUGUGCCUCUCUGGAGAGAUGGCCAGCUUCCCUGAGCAGGACCGCGAGCAUUUUGUGGGGUUAGAGGACUGCGCUUCAGUCUUCUCCAGACUGGAGACCUACAAGGACAAACACAAGAACUAUGCCAUCAGUGGAAACGUCUCUUACCCUAACAACCUCCUCCGUAAUGUUGCCCGAGGAGGCACCUCUUCCUCCUUUGUCCUGGUCAUUGACAUCGACAUGAUGCCAAACGCUGACCUGUACCAGCAAUUCCAAGCUAUGACCUUGAGCCGAGAGUCAGCGAGCGAUGAGGUCUUUGUGUUACCCGCUUUUGAGAUCCGCCAUUCCAGGAAGAUGCCCACCACCAAGCCAGAGCUGGUUCAGCUUUACCAGGUAGGCGAGGUCCGGCCAUUUUAUGAAGAGCUGUGUCCUCGCUGUCAGGCUCCCACAAACUACUCACAGUGGGUCAACAGCCGUAUUCGAGGAACAAGCAACCUGGAAGUCGCCUACACACUCACCUGGGUGGACCCCUGGGAGCCUUUCUACAUUGGGCCCCGCACUGUACCCCUCUACGAUGAGACCUUCAAGCAAUAUGGCUUCAAUCGCAUCAGCCAGGCCUGUGAGCUCCACGUGGCAGGAUACAGGUUCUCGGUACUGAGCUCAGCCUUCUUGGUGCACCGGGGCUUCAAGAUCCAAGGGGAGUUCCAUGCCAGGAAAGACGAGGAGAACAAACGCAACCGUGUUCUGUUUCGCAGCUUCAAAGAGGGCCUGAAAACCAAAUACCCAUCCUCCACAAGAAGAUGCUGAAGACAAAAACAAAUGAGGACUCCGUAUCCUGCCAGAAUCAGUCUCUAAAGAUCACAGCAGAAAUGAUGGACAUGUUCCUUUUCUUGUUUUAACCAGAUUCAUUUUCCUGCCAGGCUCUCCCUGCCCCCAAAACAUCCUUGAUUUUCUAUGAUCUCGAGUGAUGAUGGCACAGCAGGUGCUAAAGCUGAGCCAAAUCUUGAACUCAUUUCAAAUACUUCUGAAAAUGAGCAGAAGGGAAACGUUCUCCAGGGGUUUCUGACCACAUCCUACUAAUUGUAGCUGAAAGGGAAAAAAAAAAAACCUGUGAGAUUAUGGUUUUGUUAUUUUCUUUUUAAAAUCCAGGCAAUAUUUGAGAAGUGUUUCCUCUAUGUGACUUACAUUUCAGAACCUGGAACUGUGGGCCUCAUAAGAUCCUUAUUUCACUCUAUGAAACAUGAAGAUUCUAUUUCCCCCCAAAAAUGUAUUCAAGUUUUUUUUAUUUUUCUUGCAGUUCAGCAGAAACUGCUUCAAAAAUCAAGUCUACCAAAGACAGGAUCGUCAUUUAAUUACCAUACGCAAGUAAUUUGAUAAACCAUCAAGAAAUAAUCCACUUAUUUCUUACCCUUUUGAAAGAAAGAAAAAAAUCUGGUUUAUGAUUUAUUACAACUUUUUGUUUUAUCUAAUACUGAUAUAAAAGUAUUUUACAAAUGUACAUUUUAUCAUUUCAGUGGAAAAACAAGCAGUGGUUCAAUAGCAAAUCAAAUAUCGGCAUUUUCAGGCAGGAAAAAAUAUCCAGAACAAAUGGGUCCAGACAUUUUCCAGAGUCCGAUGUUAAUUUUACGAGAAACUGGCAAGGGAAAAUGCCCAAGAUAUUUUGUGGGGCAUUUUUACGUUCAGCCCUUUCUGCACAAUUUCAAACAAAAGGGUUUGAAAUCAGUUUGAGACUUUGGUUUGGGUGUGACAUGCUCCUGCCACCAGAUGGCAGCAGAACACUUGAGUGUGGUGAGUGCUUGAUCUGCUGUUCAUACUAACAAAAUGCAGUAUUUUAAGCCUGAAGUGAGUGUGAGACCACAGGGACUGACACGCCAUCCAUGCACUUUUCGGUUUCUUACAGUGAGGUGAACUCGCUCGGUGGUAGCUGUUGGCACAUUUAAGAUGUUUUCAGCCAGUGUGAGCGCCUCAAACUUCUGUGAGGUGGUUUAAUCACACAUUACAAGGACAGAAUAAAGCACUGAGCAAAUGUAAAUAUAAUACACUAGCUGUCUUUAUGCCAACACUGUGAAAAACUACUGAAUUAUUACACUGAGGAUGUGAUGGCUGUAGUUCAACUCUUUAAUUAUACAGAGCAGUGAUUCCCAAACACUGGGUCGGGACCCACAGAUGAUUGUUUUUGGGUCAAAUUUGCCAAAUUUCCCCAACAUUUUAAUUGACAUUUAUGUGUAUUUGUUUUAAAUAAUAUGCAUAUAAUUAAGUUGCAAUGAAUUUACCCAAACAUCUCUUGGAAAUGAUUUGCUUGCUAAUUUAGAAUGACAGGAGGUAUUACAGAUAAAGGUGUAUAGUAGUCGCUACAUUACUUUAACAAAGUAUAGAAAUAGUGAGGAAACAUCUAUCACAGAUACUGUAUAGACAGAUAAACACUACAUGUACACAACAAAAAAUCACAUCCUGUGUUGUAAAAAAGGAAAUUAUUUCAAUACCACUAAGGUACAACUGUUAACCUGUAACCCACGACUACUUAAAACAGUAUUUAACAACCACUUUGACAAAAGUUUAAUAAGAUAAUGUUACUUUUAAGACUUAAAUCGUUAUUUAGUUGUUUUUCUUGCUUUGCUUGUCGUGCUUAUGAUAUUUAUUGUGACGUUUUCCUUUAACCAACACCCCCCGAGCAGGAACACGUGUAGCAUGCAGUUGUGACUGUGCAGCACAAUUACAUAAUGGUACACAACAUUAAAGAUUUGUUUGUUUUAGAAUAUCAGUUACAUAAUUUUUUCCCCCUGUAUUUCUUGAAUUUCUUCAAUUUGAACAAAUAACUGUGAUAAUGUGAAGUGGUGCUUUGUUUCUCCCUACUUGAAAAAUGCAGUUUUUGUAUUUAUUUGUGUUUACAAGAUAUAAUGCCUGAUUUGUUUUUGUUGGAAUUUAUAUUAAAACUUUUAUUA
Molecule: messenger RNA, 3705 nt
Organism: Solea solea (common sole)
Lineage: Eukaryota; Metazoa; Chordata; Actinopteri; Pleuronectiformes; Soleidae
Gene: b4gat1
Product: beta-1,4-glucuronyltransferase 1
Exons: 2
Coding region: 266-1570 (434 amino acids)
Molecular function (GO): glucuronosyltransferase activity
Source: RefSeq, a predicted model, not a curated record